Molecule: messenger RNA, 1739 nt
Organism: Ipomoea nil (Japanese morning glory)
Lineage: Eukaryota; Viridiplantae; Streptophyta; Magnoliopsida; Solanales; Convolvulaceae
Product: CRS2-associated factor 1, mitochondrial-like
Exons: 6
Coding region: 186-1418 (410 amino acids)
Biological process (GO): Group II intron splicing
Molecular function (GO): RNA binding
Source: RefSeq, a predicted model, not a curated record
GAGCUGAGAGAUUUCGCUUCUGUGAACUGAUAAUUUUAAUCCAAACAUUAUUAUGUAAUAAGAAUAGGUUAUAGGUAGGUAUUUUGAAACGCUAAUCGUAGUUCAUAUUAUGGGCGUCUAAGCAAAACAAGAAUCAUUCAUUCAUAUCAGAUUUUCAGAAGUUAGAACUUUUCCACAAGAAACAAAUGAUCUUUGUCGGCGGCAAGAAAAAGCUCUUCCUCCUCCUCCUCCUCCCACUCCCACUGUCUUCUUCCGGUCGCCACUUCCUCUCCACCGCCGACGUCGCUGCUGCCUCCUCUUCUUCCAAACUGCGCACCAAAUACUCCUUCGUGCCUCCAUCCUCCCUUAAACCCCCCACGGGGGACCCACCGCCCCAAAAGAAGCCCAACCCCAAGCCCCGCUACCGCCCACCCUCCUCUCUCCACAGGGACGCCCACCAACCGCCGGCGUCUACCUUGCCGUUCGACUUCCGCUUCAGUUACACCGAAACCAGUCCUACCGUGCGCCCUAUUGGUCUUCGCGAGCCUAAAUACUCCCCUUUCGGGCCGGGCCGGUUGGAGAGGGUAUGGACCGGCGUAUGUGCCCCCGCGGUUGAUCCCAAACACGGAUCGCCCCAAGAUGAGACAAAGCUGGAGGAAGAGAGGAGGGCGAUGAGACACAAAAUUCAAGGAGAGCCAUUGUCCAAUGCAGAGAGGAAAGCUCUGGUUGAGAGGUGUCAGAGGCACAGAACUAAGAGACAAAUCAAUUUAGGUAGAGAUGGAUUAACACACAACAUGUUGAACGAUAUUCAUAAUCACUGGAAACACUCCGAGGCUGUCAGAAUAAAGUGUAUGGGAGUGCCCACUGUUAAUAUGAAGAAUGUGUGCUCUCAAUUGGAGGAUAAGACGUUUGGUAAGAUCAUCCAGAGACAUGGUGGUUCGAUUGUGCUAUACAGAGGGAGGAAUUAUGAUGGGAAGAAGAGGCCGGUGAUUCCAUUAAUGUUAUGGAAACCUCAUGAACCCGUUUAUCCAAGGCUUAUAAAAACUACUAUUGAUGGCUUGAGCAUCGAGGAAACCAAGGAAAUGAGAAAAAGAGGAUUAGCUGUUCCCGCUUUAACAAAACUCGCUAAGAAUGGCUAUUAUGCUAGUCUUGUACCCAUGGUUCGGGAUGCUUUUCUGACAGAGGAGUUGGUUAGGAUAGAUUGUAAAGGACUUCCAAGGAGCGAUUACAAGAAAAUCGGCUGCAAACUGAGGGAACUGGUUCCUUGUAUCCUGGUAACAUUUGAGAAGGAGCAGAUUGUGAUAUGGAGGGGAAAACACUAUAAACCUAAAGAUGAUGGAUUUUUGCUCCCGGAUAGGGAAAUAUUUGACGAUCCAAACGAUACUUUGGGUAAUUUUCCAGAAGAAAAUGAGACUCGGGGCGAGAUUGAGUUUUGUUGAGGGGAGGAGUAAUUGUUUGUAAAUGGUGCUGUGUCUGCGGAUUAACAAUUUUUGAGAUUGUCAAAAUUGUUAAGGUUGUGGGACUCCUUUGGCCAAUUUUUGAGUGGUGGAUGGUUGUCAUUGCCAAUGUUGUUGGAGGUUGGUUGGUCGGGAACAAAAUUGUGAUUUGGCUGGGCCUACGAUGCAUGGAGUAAUACAUUGACGAAAUCAGACAACUUGGUCACUUGAAAGGAAAGGGGAUAUUGGCUUUGUUUGGUAGCUAAAUGACGGUUAGCUGAUAGCUGUUAGAGGGUAUGAUUAGUUGAUAACAUUAGUUGAUUG